UGGCUCCCCUCCUAGAUGCCAGAUGGCCUCGGAAAACUCCCUGCCCCUCUGCCCAAGGAACUGCUCCGCCUGGGCUCCCAGGAACGGGUCCGUGUCAGAAAGGGCAGCCCCCUACACCAAUGUGAUCAUGCCUAGCCUGUUCGGCAUCAUCUGUUUCCUGGGCAUUGUCGGGAAUCUCAUCGUUAUCUACACCAUUGUCAAGAAGAAGAAGCUGAGGUGCAAGCAGACCGUGCCCGACAUCUUCAUUUUCAACCUCUCCAUCGUGGAUCUCCUCUUCCUGCUGGGCAUGCCUUUCCUCAUCCACCAGCUCCUUGGUAACGGCGCCUGGUAUUUCGGGGCUCCUUUGUGCACCAUCAUCACUGCCUUGGACACCAACAGCCAGAUCACCAGCACCAACAUCCUGACAGUGAUGACCCUUGACCGUUACCUGGCAACCGUCUACCCUCUGAAAUCCACCUAUGUCCGGACACCAUGUGUAGCGGCCUCAGUAAUCUGCUUGGUGUGGCUGCUUUCUUUCCUGACCAUCAUUCCUGUGUGGAUGUAUGCGGGCCUGAUGCCUCUGGAGGAUGGGACUGUCCGCUGUGCUCUCUUGCUUCCUAACCCCGAGACUGAUGUCUACUGGUUCACACUCUACCAGUUCAUGCUGGCCUUUGCUAUCCCACUGAUUGUCAUCUGUGUUGUUUAUUUUAAGAUCCUCCAGCACAUGGCUACCACUGUGGUCCCCCUUCCCCAGAGGAGCCUCCAGGUACGUACCAAGAAAGUCACCCGCAUGGCAGUUGCUAUCUGCUCUGCCUUUUUCAUUUGCUGGGCCCCUUUCUACAUCCUCCAGCUGGUGCAUCUCGGCAUUGACACGCCUUCUGUUGCCUUCUUCUAUGCCUAUAACUUUGCCAUUAGCUUGGGCUAUGCCAACAGCUGCCUCAACCCCUUCCUCUACAUUGCCCUGAGUGAGACCUUCAAGCGCCAGUUCAUGGUGGCCAUCCGUCCUGCCAAGGAGCAGGUCCGCAACAAUAGUUCCAUCAACAACAACAGCGCAACAGAGGCCAGUGUGUGCCUAAAGCUUGCACCAGAAUCCACUCAGCAGACUCAAUUUCUGAAGGAUUUUUCCCCACACUCGCUGCCUGUGACUGUCGCUGUUCACUAGGGACUCUAUGGUCAUGCCAAAAGAUGGCUUUGGGGGUCUUUUCUGGGAAUGACACAAAGUAAGGAGGAGAGUGGAUAAGAAGUAGCUUUUGACUGCUCUUAGUGAAGCACAUGGACUACAGGUUUCUACUUUGGAGACUCACAGUCGAAUCCUCUCUCAUUACAGGGUUCUGCAUUCAAUCUACCCCUGAUCUAAGAGCUUCUGUGUACUGGUUGCUUGGUCCACUGAGGAAUGACUUGGGAAUUCCUUUUAAUUUCACACAAAACAUUGGGCUCUUCUUGGAAGGAAAAGGGAAAGAGAGGGAGACAUGAAGAGAGAGAAGUCUUUGGAAGGUAUUUUACUGGCACUGAACGCCAUGCCAGCCUUUAGCAAAAGGAUCUCAAUUGGGUCCUUACUGUUUGACCAUUGUUUCUGGGAAAGAAGUUGAUAUGGACCCUCUUGCUUUAAGACUUGAACUUUUUAAAAAGACUAUUUAAAAAAAGGGGGAGAGGGCUAGAAAACUGAGCUUACUGAGGCACAUGCUUAAAUUCCAGAAGCAAAAAGACAAGGAACUGCUCAGCAAAGCAGCCUUCAAAGUGCCUGAGGAACAAACCCACAAGCAUUAGAUGAGGGAACUCCUGCCUUGCCAAGAUCCUCUGGACUUUUUGGUGAAGUCCCAACCUGCCUCCAGUGAGCUGUGCUGCUUGGCCGACCUAUGAAUAUUCAGGAACUGGAUGCUGGGGCCUUGACAAGCUGUCUCUAUAUAUUUGCAAGCAAAAUCAGACCCUCUGGCAGAUAGUGAUUGUACUGCUUCAAGGG
Chelonoidis abingdonii (Abingdon island giant tortoise) is the source of this 1939-nucleotide messenger RNA. RefSeq names its product melanin-concentrating hormone receptor 1-like. Gene Ontology annotation, molecular function: neuropeptide binding; melanin-concentrating hormone receptor activity. Gene Ontology annotation, cellular component: plasma membrane; neuron projection. NCBI's taxonomy places the organism in Eukaryota, Metazoa, Chordata, Testudines, Testudinidae. The record is from RefSeq and is a predicted model, not a curated record. Gene Ontology annotation, biological process: neuropeptide signaling pathway.